This is a messenger RNA of Salvia splendens (bonfire salvia), 825 nucleotides long. RefSeq names its product anthocyanidin 3-O-glucoside 6''-O-acyltransferase. The record is from RefSeq and is a predicted model, not a curated record. The transcript is spliced from 2 exons. NCBI's taxonomy places the organism in Eukaryota, Viridiplantae, Streptophyta, Magnoliopsida, Lamiales, Lamiaceae. The coding region runs from base 1 to 825 and encodes 274 amino acids.
AUGGUAGUUGGCUUCUUUUGCCUUCAAAAGUGUCGCUUGUGGGCAUUGGUAGCACAAAGACUCGUCAACUUAGCUUUGAAAUGCGACUUUGAGGAGCUGUCAACAUUGCUCGGACACUGGCCAAUCCAUCAAACUGGGCAGUUUGUGUCUUGUGGAUUCCUUCUAUCUCAAACCACUGAAUUUGCAUCCAAUUUUCCUCUACUUUGGCAUCCUAUCAAUUCCCAAAUCGACAAGCUCAAGAGCUGGGUUGCGAUCAAGAAACCUUCCAUAGGCCUCCCCUCGACUUUCGUGGGGGUGUGCGCUUACAUCUGGAGCUGCCUAAACAAGUGCGGCGGGGAAAGCGACGAUGAGAUCCAAUACCUUGGCUCUCCCGUCAAUUGCCGGCAGCGGCUCAAUCCGCCACUUCCGGAGAAUUACUUCGGCAACUGCUUGAUCCAAUUCAUUGCGGUUUCCACCCAUGGAAGGCUAAAAGGGGAUGAUGGAUUUAUAGCUGGUGCAGGGAUAGUUGCGGAUGCUCUUAAGAUUGCUUUGAAAAGCACAAGAGUGAGGGAGUUCUUCGAGAAUCGAGCACAAAUAUUCUCAGAAAUGAAGGGGAAGAGGGUGAUUAGAGUUGUAGGAUCAUCAAAACUUGAUCAAUGUGAUGCAGAUUAUGGAUGGGGGAGAGCAGUUAAGUAUGAAUGCAUUCAUACCGACUUUUAUGAAGCAGUUCAUGUCUGUAAACACAUACAAGGAGGUAUCGAGUUGGGCCUCUCAAUUCCUAAGGCUACCAUGGAUAUCUUUGCAGAUGUGUUUACCAAAUACCUAUACAUCCAUAGCAAAUUGUAA